Molecule: messenger RNA, 4794 nt
Organism: Erinaceus europaeus (western European hedgehog)
Lineage: Eukaryota; Metazoa; Chordata; Mammalia; Eulipotyphla; Erinaceidae
Gene: NLRP1
Product: NLR family pyrin domain containing 1
Exons: 17
Coding region: 307-4389 (1360 amino acids)
Biological process (GO): innate immune response; inflammatory response; regulation of inflammatory response
Cellular component (GO): canonical inflammasome complex; cytoplasm
Molecular function (GO): protein binding
Source: RefSeq, a predicted model, not a curated record
CAUGAAGUUUUCACUGGAUGACUUUGUUCCUGCUCUGGCUGCUUAAGGACUCUCUUCUUCCAGGCUGGGGACCGAGAGAGAGAGAGAGAGAGAGAGAGAGAGAGAGAGAGAGCUGAAGAGACCUAGGAGGGGAUGCCCUGAGCCCUGAAGCCCACCUCUGCUACCAACUUCCUGUCAGCCUUGCAGCUUAAGGCUUGGUCCCGUCUGGGGGAACUCUCAAGAGAGAAAAGCCUCUGAGGACGCUGAACAGUAGGGAAUGGGGAUUUGAACCUGGGUCCUUGCGCAUUGCAACAUCUCAAAGCAGAGAUGGCCAGUAAAGUCCAGCUGAAGCUGGCCUUUUAUUUGAGCAUCAUGGAGAAGGAGGAGCUGAAGGAGUUCCUGCUUCAGCUGCCUGAGAAAGAAAUCUCUGGUCACCCUCCCAUGGAGACCACAGUUCAACCAGAGAAAGCAGAUGCCAUGGAGGUGGCCUCACGCCUGGUGUCACAGUACGGGGAGCAGCGGGCCUGGGAGCUGACACUCCACACCUGGGAGAUGAUGGGCUUGAGGAGGUUGAGUGCCCAGGUCCAGAAAGAGGCAAACUUCAUGUCAGACCAGUCCACGUCAGUUCUUUGCUCCCCAACUGCACCCAGCCUUGAGUCGCCCAGCCGGCCUACCCCCACCAAGGUGCUGAAGCUUUGUAACCCUGAAACUCUGAUACUCUUCCAGGACCCAGAGAAAGAGACUUUGCAACACCUGCCUGAGCCAACUCGGCAUUUACAUGAAGAAGAUUCUGCCCACGUGUACCAAGCUCUUCCAAACUCCUCAGACCAUGAGUUACCAAGCCAAGAUUCUCCCAAUGCCCCCAUAUCCACUGCGGUGCUGGGGGCCUGGGCACCUACAUGCAAGCCCAGCCCAGUAUCCAUAAAGCAGAAGGCUCCUGCGACUUGGCUUCGGGAUGAAAUAUCUGGAAGCCUCUGUGCAGAAAUCCAAGAAGAAUACAAAAGGGGAGAGAGGUCCUGUCCCACACAGUCAUGGAAAAAUGAGAAUUUGCUGCAAAAAUUCACACAGCUGUUGCUUCUACAUGUAUCUCACCCACAACAUCAUGAAGGCUUCAUCAGUGGAAGCUGGCAUCAUAGAAAGAGAGAAGAGUUAGGGUUUUUUAUUGAAAUUGGAGAAUUAUUUGGCCCAUCCUUGGAUACCCAGAAAGAGUUCCACACCAUCAUACUACAUGGGCAUGCUGGAAUUGGGAUGUCUACACUGGCCAGGCAGGUGAAGCAAUCUUGGGAGGAAGACCAACUAUACAGUGACCGCUUCCAGCAUGUGUUGUAUUUCAACUGCAGAGAGUUGAACCGGUUCAAGACAAUGAGUCUCUCUGAACUCAUCUCAAAAGACUCGGCAGCCCCUGAUAUUCUCACAGAACAGAUGCUAUCUCAGUCGGGACAGAUGCUCUUUAUCCUUGAUGGUUUGGAUGAACUAAAAUGUAUCAUGGAUGAUGAGGGUUCCCACCUCUCUGUACAUUGGCGACAGCAACAGCCAGUGCAUAAACUGUUGAGAAGUUUGCUAGAGAAAAUCAUACUUUCUGAGGCAUCCUUGCUGAUCACAAUUCAGACCAGCUCUCUUCAGAAGUUAAUUCCUUCUUUGAAACAGCCACAUUUGGUGGAGGUCUUGGGCUUCUCUGAGACUCGCAGGAAGGACUAUUUCUACCAGUAUUUCACAGAGGAAAAUCAAGCAAGGAGAGCCCUUAGCGUGGUGGAAUCAAACCCAGCCCUCUGGGCCCUGUGCCUCAUGCCCUGGGUGUCCUGGCUGGCAUGCACCUGCCUGAAGCAGCAGAUGAGGCGAGGACAAGAACUCUCACUGACAUGCCAGACCACCACGGCCCUCUGCCUGCAGUUCCUGUCCCGGAAUCUGUCAGAUAAGUCAUUUAGAGAUCAGCUGAGGGGCUUGUGCUCUCUGGCCACACACAGUAUCUGGAGUGGAGAGACAGAGUUCACUCCUUUAGAACUCAUGCAGUACAGGCUAGAUGACCCUGUCAUCUCCUCUCUCUUAAAGAUGGGUAUUCUCCAAAAGCACCCCACCUCUCUGCUCUACAACUUCACUCACCUAUGUUUCCAGGAGUUCUUUGCAGCUAUGUCCUGUGCAUUGAAGUACACUGAGACAAGUGAUAUUGUAAACCCUUUCAACCAUGUCAAAUUUUUGCUAGAAAGAGAUUGGAGGGAUGAUGUGUUUGGGGCACCAACCACACAUUUCCUAUUUGGCCUUUUGAGUGAGCAUGGAAUGAGAGAGCUGGAGAGCAUCUUCAGAUGCAGGCUGUCUCGGAAGAGCAAAUGGAAACUAUCCCAGUGUAUCCAAAAGAAGUUCCAGGAAGAGCAGUACUCCCAGCAGCCCUACUCCUUACAGUUAUUCCAUUGUUUAUAUGAAAUUCAGGAACAGGACUUCCUGAUAGAAGUAAUGACCCAUUACCAAGGAACCAGGAUGUAUUUGCAAACAGACUUCGAGCUCCUGAUCUUCACUUUCUGCAUUAAACUCUGCCACCGUGUGAAGAGACUACAACUGAAUGAAGGGGGACAGCACAGGCAAGGCUGGACACCCCCUGAUGUUGUUCUGUUCACUUGUUUCUUACUCACAGAUGCCUGCUGGAAGGUUCUCUUCUCUACCUCUGGGAUCAUAGGGAGCCUAGAGGAGCUGGACCUGAGUGGAAACUUCCUCAGUGAAUCUGCAGUGCAGAGUCUGUGUGAGGCCCUGGGGUCCUCACUCUGCCACCUUCAAACCCUGAGAUUGGAGAACUGUGGCCUCACAUCCAGCUGCUGCCAGGACCUGGCCUCUGCACUCAGCUCCAGCCCCAGCCUGACAGAGCUUGACCUGUGUCAGAAUGACCUGGGCGACCUAGGUGUAAAGCUGCUCUGUGAAGUGCUCAGACAUCCUUCCUGUCAACUCAGGCUCCUGAGACUGGACCAAGCCCAGCUGAGUGAGGAGGUGAUGGAGAUGCUGAGGGCCCUGCAGAAGGAGAAGACUCAGCUGAACAUCUCAGACAGUUGGAAUCCACAUAUGACAGUCCCUACUGAGGGCCCUGGCAGAAGAGAUAAAGCAUGUGAUAAUGCGUCUUCAUUCAAGCAGGAAAGACCAGUAUCAGAGGGGAGCUCCCCACAAGUAGCACAGGUGGAACUUGUCUGCCUGUCUUCUUCUCCUACCCCUGUGGGAGACCUGCAUGUGAUGCCUGUGGGGAAUGAAGAUGACUUCUGGGGUCCAACAGGGCCUGUGGCUACAAAGCUGGUGGACAAGGAGAAGAGCUUAUACAGGGUUCACUUUCCUGAUGCUGGCUCCUACCACUGGCCCAGCACAGGUCUCCAUUUUGUGUUGAGAAGACCAGUCACCAUUGAGAUUGAAUUCUGUGACUGGAAACAGUUCUUGGACAGGAUUGUCCCACAGCAGAGUUGGAUGGUGGCUGGUCCUCUAUUUGACAUCAGGACUGAUCCAGGAGCUGUGGAAGCUGUGUACCUCCCUCACUUUGUGAGCCAGCAGGGGGAACCUGUGGACAUCUCCCAGUUCCAUGUGGCCCACUUCAAAGAAGAGGGCAUGGUCCUGGAGCAGCCUGCCCGGGUGGAGCCCUGUUACACAGUCCUAGAGAAUCCCAGCUUCUCCCCCAUAGGAGUUCUACUGAAAAUACUCUCUGUUGCUCUGAGCUUCAUUCCUAUAAACUCCAUUGUGUUGCUCUACCACCAUAUCCAUCUUGAGGAAAUCACCUUCCACCUCUACCUGAUCCCCAGUGACUGCUCCAUUCGGAAGGCCAUAGAUGAUGAGGAAAAAAAGUUCCAGUUUGUGAGGUUACACAAGCCACCCCCACUGACUCCACUCUACAUGGGCUCCCGUUACACUGUCUCUGGUUCACAGAAGAUGGAAAUCAUCCCCCAGGAACUUGAGCUCUGCUACCGGAGCUGUGGAGAAGCUCAGCUGUUCUCUGAGAUCUAUGUUGGACAUUCGGAGUCAGGGAUCAGGCUGCACAUAACAAACAAGAAAGACAGCACUGUGGUAUGGGAGGCCCUGGUAAAACCAGGCGAUCUCACACCUGCAGGUACUGAGGCCUCUCCAGUCCCGACAGGUGCCCCAGCCUUGCUGCAUUUUGUGGAUCAGUGUCAGGAGCAACUGGUGGCUCGAGUGACCUCAGUAGACCCUGUCCUGGACAAGCUUCUCGGAUCAGUAAUCGACGAUGAACAGUAUGAAACUGUACGGGCUGAGGCCACCAAGCCAAGCCAGAUGCGGAGAUUGUUUAGAUUCAGCCGGUCCUGGGACUGGGCCUGCAAAGAUCUUCUCUACCAAGCUCUGAAGGAGACACAUCCUCACCUAAUUAAGGAUCUCUGGGAAAAGGGGAGAGGAGGGGGAGAACUCAAGGCACUUGACAGGCUGGGCAGUUAAGUCUGAGCACCUAUGUGUUAGUGCUUGUCUUGGACUAAGCAAGCUUUGGUUCGGUUUCUUCUACUCUAAGUAAGCUGCCUGUAAGCUCUGAAGUUAUGGAACAUUGAGGACAGACACCUCUGCUGGGCAAUGAUGCUCAUGUCCAGUGAUACCACACAGAUGGUUUCCCUUGGAUGGAGUGGCAGCAUUUCAGGGGACAACCAUUUGGAGCUGAGGGACUCUACAGAUCCUGUAGAACCUAUACCCUGAGCCUCGUCUGGUGGGCAUACUAGCCAAGGCCAGAGCCUCUCCUGUGCAUCCAGAGCAAGAGAGAAAAACAUAGCACACGGCCAGGCAGUGGUGCACCUGGUCAAGUGCUCACAUCACAGUGCGCAAUGAUACAGGCUCAAGCCCCUGGACUCCACU